Messenger RNA from Colletotrichum aenigma, 747 nucleotides. RefSeq names its product Aurofusarin cluster transcription factor aurR2 (gene aurR2-0). The transcript has 4 exons. The record is from RefSeq and is a predicted model, not a curated record. Bases 1 to 747 code for a protein of 248 amino acids. Gene Ontology annotation, molecular function: zinc ion binding; DNA-binding transcription factor activity, RNA polymerase II-specific. Gene Ontology annotation, biological process: regulation of DNA-templated transcription. Lineage: Eukaryota; Fungi; Ascomycota; Sordariomycetes; Glomerellales; Glomerellaceae.
AUGGCCGAAUUGAAGAUCACCAGGGGGCACUCGUGUGUCCCAUGCCAAAACCGCAAGAUUAGAUGCAAUGGGCAUACUCCAUGCACAUAUUGUAUCAAAACAGGCAAAGACUGCGUUAAAUCUGCCCGCGGAAGCCAGAGCCGACCGAGGCCAACAUCUGGUGGUCCGUCCGGCAGCACCGGGCAAGUCGUUGCAAACGGAGACGAGCGACGCUAUGUUGAGGACAACAAGCUAUGGACGAGCCUCGGCGGUGAGCUAGGCCCCAGAAGCGCGAGCUCAGAGGACGAGAGGUCUUCAGCAAGACACUCGUCUCCACCCCAAAUUAAUCUCAUUUUCGGUCACCAGCAGAUGCAGUCCCCAGAGCUACUACACCCAUCGCCUAUCCAAUCAUUCAAGUUAUGGCAGGUCUUCCUGAGUAACGUGCAUCCUCUGACGAAGAUCAUCCAUGGUCCAUCUAUGCAGGAAGAGGUUCUCAGAAUGCUCUCAAAUCCAACAGCAACCGAUCGCUCAACGGAACCUCUCAUAUUCUCCAUUUAUCUUAUCGCAGUUGUCUCCUUGACAGACGAAGAGUGUCGAAACCUUCUCGACGAGCCGAGAGAAAAGCACCUUGCGAGGUACCGGUACGCUACCGAGGUGGCAUUGAGUAGAGUCGACUUCCUCAGGUCCACGAGCCUCAAAGUACUUCAAACAUUCACAAUUUACCUGGUAGGUCUGCGAGAAUGGGCCUACACCGCGAAACGUCCCUAA